This is a messenger RNA of Acipenser ruthenus (sterlet), 1992 nucleotides long. Its product is annotated as 3-ketoacyl-CoA thiolase, mitochondrial. Lineage: Eukaryota; Metazoa; Chordata; Actinopteri; Acipenseriformes; Acipenseridae. Gene Ontology annotation, molecular function: acetyl-CoA C-acetyltransferase activity. The record is from RefSeq and is a predicted model, not a curated record. Gene Ontology annotation, biological process: fatty acid beta-oxidation. The coding region runs from base 140 to 1333 and encodes 397 amino acids. The transcript is spliced from 10 exons.
GGUUUUUGUAAAAAAUAAAUAGUUGGCAACCCUGCCCAUAGAUAUAGGUAAAAGGUCGGGUCGAAGAGUUUGACAGUGCUAAAUAUAUACAAAUACAGGCGGUGUGACCUCCAGAGACUAUCAACAGGAGACCAGCACAAUGUCGCUUAUUAGAGGUGUAUUUAUUGUGUCUGCCAAACGAACGCCUUUUGGCACUUAUGGAGGUCUGCUGAAGGACCACAGUGCUACUGACCUUGCUGAACAUGCUGCCAAGGCUGCCCUGGCUGCAGGGAAUGUGGCUCCUGAGAUUGUGAACAGUGUCAUUGUUGGCAAUGUCAUGCAGAGCUCCUCAGAUGCAGCCUACAUAUCCAGACAUGUCGGCUUGCGUGCUGGAGUCCCGAUUCCAGUCCCAGCUCUCACAGUAAAUCGUCUCUGUGGUUCUGGCUUCCAGUCCAUCAUCAGUGGAGCGCAGGAAAUAUGUCUGAAGGAGUCUGAGGUUGUGCUCUGUGGUGGGUCAGAGAGCAUGAGCCAGGCCCCCUAUGCAGUUCGCAACAUCCGCUUUGGAACCAAAUUCGGAGUGGAUCUCAAGAUGGAAGACACUCUAUGGGCAGGCCUUACGGACCUGCAUGUUAAAAUCCCAAUGGGAAUAACUGCCGAGAACCUGGCUGUUCAAUACGAGAUCAGCAGGGAAGACUGCGACAAAUACGCACACAAAACACAGCAGAGGUGGAAAACAGCUCAUGAUGCUGGUCACUUCAAUGCAGAGAUUGCUGCUGUGGAGGUGAAAACGAAGAAAGGGAAACAGCCCAUGACCCAAGAUGAGCACCCCAGACCCCAAACCACACUUGAGCAGUUGGCCAAACUGCAGCCAGUCUUCAAGAAGGGUGGAACUGUCACUGCAGCAAACGCUUCAGGGGUAUCUGAUGGAGCUGCUGCUGUUGUGAUUGCCAGUGAAGACGCUGUGAAACAACACAAGCUUACCCCAUUGGCUAGAGUUGUAGCUUACCAUGUGUCUGGGUGUGAUCCCAGCAUCAUGGGAAUUGGACCUGUACCAGCAAUCAGCGGAGCUCUAAAGAAAGCUGGACUUACUCUUAAGGAUAUGGAUUUGGUAGAGGUAAACGAGGCAUUUGCCCCCCAGUACCUGUCUGUAGAGAAAGCCCUGGGACUGGAUCCGGAGAAGACCAAUGUGAACGGAGGUGCCAUUGCAUUGGGCCACCCUCUGGGAGCCUCUGGCUCAAGAAUAACUGCACACCUUGUUCAUGAGCUCAGGCGCCGUGGUGGUAAAUAUGCUGUUGGAUCAGCCUGUAUCGGUGGCGGGCAGGGCAUUGCCAUUAUCAUUGAGAACACCCAUUGAGCAAAGACAUGAAAAGGGCUGGGCACCACAAUCAACUUUUUUUUUUUUCUAUUACUAUUUGUAUUUAGAAAGCUGCAAAUGGAAAAUCGUGUAUGUAACAAGCAAUUUUGACAGUAUUUUGUUGUGCAGCUGUUUAGUUUGGCAGCAUUCAGCCUUGCCUAUUUAAACUUGGUUUGUACCCAAAAACGAUAGCUAAAGAGGUAAAAAUGAAUGUGUCUUUUUUUAAAAUGAGUAAUUAGAAAUGUUUUCAAAAAUGUAAUAAUGCUAAUAUACCUUAAUGUCAGUAACUCCUUUAUCAUUGCAAAAAAAAGAUUGUGAUGGCUGCUUUAGAGUCCAAUAUCCAUGCAUUUCAUCGUUCUGUCACACUCUAUUAUGUGUGAGUAUUAAAUGUUGGGCUGUGUUUAUAAGCACGCUGCCAUAAUUCCCCGUCGAUGUUGUCUGUUCAUUCACAAAAUUUAACAUGUUAAAAAUCCCCAACAAAGCAGAUGUUUCAUUACUGUGAAACCGAGUAGCACUUUUACUCAACUGAAGAAUAAUUGAGUGCAUUAGUUCAGUCUGUGCCUUAACAGUGAAUUAACUGUGACAGUGAAUGUUACAGCUCAGUGGGGCUGUAUGAAGAAUUGUUCUCAGUUAAAUUGUUAAUAAAACUGAAGACAAAA